This is a messenger RNA of Cladocopium goreaui, 1152 nucleotides long. NCBI's taxonomy places the organism in Eukaryota, Dinophyceae, Suessiales, Symbiodiniaceae. The record is from the annotation of a GenBank genome assembly.
UCAGAUUUGAAAACGGGACCGAACCACAGGGCCUUCCAUGGCAGAUGGCAGAUGAGGCGCGAUGGUGGUGUGGCAGGUGCAAAAGCCAUGGCUGAAGCAGAACCAGCCCUACCGAGCCAACUUUCCCAUCCUGACCGGUGGCUAUGCCGGCUACGGCGGCAAGGGCCUGGCCAAGGGUUGGCAGCCGCCAGCGCGGAAGCCGCCGCCCACGGUGCCGGCCGACUAUCAGGUGGACGUCAAUGCACGGUACUUUGGCACGGUGAUCUUUUAUCACAAGUACAGGGGCUAUGGGUUCAUUGAGCCAAUGGAAGCUGAAAUCCCCACCGAAAAGGUCUUCGUUCAUUGGAAACAGAUCUCCAGCGACGAUCGGUUUCCGAUUCUGGUCAAGGGACUGGAGGUGGAGUUUAGCCUCAUGACCUGGAACCAGCGGGGCCUGAACACCCUGCGCGCCAACCAUGUGACGCUGGUGGGUGGUCUCAAUAUCGCUCUCCAAGAUGAACUGGACGCCAAUGAGAAGAUGUUCGUUGGUGGCCAACACUUGAGAUACACGGGGACCUUGAAAUUCUACUCCCCAAGGCACGGCUUCGGCUAUGUCCUCAUGGAUCAAGGCUACGAUGUGGAUGCUAGUGUCCCCGGCGAGCUGCGAGUGGAUCAUGAGGAGGUCAACGCUUCGGGACAACAGCCGGUGCACAUGCGCAACAUCGCCGUGGAGUUCGGCAUUUACAGGAACGAUCGGGGUCAGUACAAGGUCUACAACAUGACUUUGCAGGGAGGACACCCUUUGACCCAGGAUGCGCUGGAAAAUCGCAUCUCCAUGGGGGUUGGCACCUACAGAGGUCUGAUCGCCUUCUGGAAUUGGAGGCAAGGAUAUGGUUUCAUCCGACCGGAGCCCACUUGCCUGCUGCCCGAGAAGGUUGUGGCCAAAUUGGCAGAACAGGCUGAGGCGGCACGUCAGCGGGGCAAGCGCAUUGCGGAGGACACGUUGCUCUACUUCCGCAAGCCAGACGUGGCGCCGGGGCUGAACCCCAUGCAGGGUAGCAAGGUCGGAUUCCAAGUCUACAUCGAUGACAAGGGUGCUGGAGCUUGUGACGUCACUGCUUGAGCCACCCAAAGAUUGAACACUAAACAACUUAACCAUAAGGUGGUUCAAAG